AGGAAAUUUAAUAGAGUAAUGACUUAAUGUGUACAAUCUUGUGAUUACUUUUUAAGUGAACAUAAUGGCUUUUGGAAGUACUUUAUCAUGCACUGUGCAAAAGUAUUUGAAUCUCCAUUCAUUUAGUGCACCCGAACCGUUCUCUACCCACAACAAGUCAGAGAGGAGUCAUCAAGUUAUCAGUGAUAAGUUAUCUCUAAAGAAUUGCAAAUUGGAAGAAUCAGAAGACUUGUGCAACGUCGCGUUCCCUGUCUAUAUUAACGAGUACGGAAGACAUCUGAAUUUUAUUGCAUCCGUUAUUAAAAAUCAACCUUCUAAACAAAGCGCGUAUGUCUGAAUAUGUCCAGACAGUAAACCCUCUCAAAGUGACUUUUAAAAGAAUCUCUUUGUUUACUUUUUUUAUAAUUCCUGUUUCAGACCAACAUGAACCUGAUGUAAUAUCCUAUUUUCUUUUGACUAAAUGUUUUAAAGAUAGAUACUUAGAGGAAUUCGACUUGAUGAGACUGUUUCCAGCCUUACUACGCAAAUGAUAGAUUAUUUUGACCUUAUAGUAUUUCACCAACAUAUUAUUCCUCUACAGAAAUAAUCAUGUUCCAAAAACCAGAAUCGCCAAUUAAAACUUAGGAAAUAAAUUGUUUUUAGAAGUAUGAUUGAUUCUAUCGACUUGAUUUUCAGUUAUUUUUUCUUGCAUGUACGUCAUUUAUAUCUUUAUAUUAAAUUGUUACUUUAUAUUUCUCUUACUGUGAUUUUUCGCCUAUCGUUAAAGCUUCACAUCUACUACGUGCAACAUAAUAGUUCAACGCAAAACAAAGCUGAUGUGGAAUGGUGUGAAGUUUAAUCAGUUUUAAUAAGUCGCGAAAGAUUUAUGUAUCGUGAUAAUAUAAAGCAGUAUUUUAUAGGAUGCUACAAACCAGUAAAAUAGGAAAGAAAAGUAAAUUAAUUUUCGUUGUAAUUAAGUCUUUAACAACACCGAUUUCACACUGCGUUUUGAAAUUCGUCCAGGUUGUUUAUUGAUACUCAUGAUCUGAAUAUUUGAAUGAUCAUAUGUCCAUUUAUAUAACUGUUAUCUGCAGACAACUAAGUUUGAGAGUUCAAAAUAGUUAUAAUUGAACAUAUGGUAUAAAACCAUUCUCAAAAAUGCCAGUCUAGAAGACUGAAUAAAUAUUUUAUCAAAGUAAGUAUCCACAAAUUUCACCGUGAUCACAUCCAGGAAAAUUUAAUUGCGUGACCAGCUGUUAUCGUAAGCCAGUAAACAUCGGCCAGUCAAACAAUUUUGUUUUAAGGACAUCCUUUCCGCCUAAAUCACUUUUUUAUUCACUCCGUUUUAUAAAAUAGCUAAUGAGUUCCAAUUAUUGACUCGAUGACUUACAGACAAUGACAUAGACAUAGGCUUGAUCAAAGAAUUCGUUUUAUUGUUGCACAGACCUGUGAACGAAGUAGUUAGCUGUUACCCACGUUUUGAAGUUUGGAAUUUGUAGUUUUGAAAAAUAAACGGAUCUUAUUUAUAUAAACUUACUUUACUUUGUGUUAGAUAACUUUCUGUUAGUUUCUAUAACAACUUACAUGUACCUUUUAUUGAUUAUACGUUUAUUGUUUUCAGCAUUUUCAUAUUUACUCGAUCACAAAAUUCAGACUUGAAUCAAACAGGUCUGAUAUUACGUGAUAUAAUUCUGUUGAACGAUGAAUUCAGUUGUGAGGUAGAUGAACCAGAUCAUGUAUAUGUAACUGGUAGACGAUGGUUAUUCAAUCAUAAUCAUCAUAAUAAUUUAUUAAUACAUGAAAAUUUGAAUCCUAUAAAUAAAAGUCAACAUAAUGUAUCAUUAAAGAAUAAUCAUAAUAUAAAUUAUAAUAAUGAAUCUAUUUUGAUUGGUCAUAUGGAUUCAUUAAAACAUUUUAAUGAUAAUCAAAUGAAAGUAGACAAUGGGAAAUCACAAUGUCGUAUAAAUAAUACUUAUGGAUCAUCACAAUUUACAAGUUUAUUAUUAGAAUUUUUCAAUAUUGAUGAUACAUUAGAAUUUUAUGAAUUGCUUAUUCAAUAUUCAAUGAAACAAUCAAAUUGUUUAUCUGUACCAGAAUUAGCAGUUAUGUCAAAGAAUCAAAUACAUUUCUAUUUAAAUGAUGAUAUAAUAUCAUUAUCUAAUAAUUUACAACAACAAUUUAAUUGGUUAAAUAAAUAUCUAGACAAAGAUUCAUUCGAAUUGGCUCCAAACGUACAGGAUUCUAGCAGUUUACUUGUUUCUGAUUCAAGUAGUAUCAAUGAAAAUAAAUAUGAUUAUUUGAAACCUGCAUCUACAUGUGUCAAAACAAAUAGUUGCCCAAGUUUAGACAAUUCUAAAUUAUCUGCUCAAAGCAAAUAUACUAAAGUAAAGAGAAAAGUGCCUAAACGAAUAGUUAAAAUACGUCGUUGUCAAUCUUCUAUAUCCCCGCCGUCAAUAAAAAAACUGGAAUCAAAGCCUCCAAAACCGAUGAAAAAGAAUUCAUUAGCUGUAUCACAAAACAAUUUGAAUUACUCCUCAGACAGUUUAGCAGAAACAGGUUUGACUUCACCACGUAGUUUUUCCGAUCUACGUUUCACAAAUGAUUCAUGGAAUAAAUGUAGAUAUACUAAACCAAAGAAUAAUAUUCUGUCGAAUUCAACUAUUAAUUAUCCCAAAAAUAAAAAGAUUAGUAUAUUUAUUGGAACAUGGAAUGUGAACGGUCGUAAUGGUAGUAAUUUAAAUUUAGAUGACUGGCUUAUACCUCCGGAAGGUCAACCACCAGCUGAUAUGUAUGUUCUUGGACUACAAGAAUUGGAUUUAAGACUUAAAGUAAUUACUCUCAAUAAGACUAGUUCAUCAGGACCAGAGGAUGUAUGGAUUCAACAAAUAGAAGAAGCGUUAGGUGGUUUGUUGAAACCACCUAGUUCUAAGUGUAAUGUAGUUUGUCAAAAUGAAAUUGAAUCAACUAAAAGUUUUGCAGCUCAUUGGUUUCAGUACACCGGUGGAGGCUAUAUACGCAUUAGACGUGUUCGUCUAGCUGGUAUCAUGAUGAUCGUGUAUAUCUCAGCCAAAUUAUCCAUUCAUUUGCGUCAUGAUGAAAUCUCUCAACAUAUUGUUCCAACUGGUGUUUUAAAUGUAAUGGGUAAUAAAGGUGGUGUAUGUCUUAGACUAACUAUAUUUAAUACUUCGUUAUGUUUUGUAAAUUGUCAUUUGGCUGCUGGCAAAGAAAAAAUUGGUCGUCGUAAUCAAGAUUUCAAAGAAAUUGUACGUAAAAUGUCAUUAUUAUUCCCCAUAAAUCCAAAGCGUUUUCCAUUUCCUACGAAAAAAUCUUAUUUUUCAAUACAUGAUGUAAUUUUUGUAUUUGGAGAUUUGAAUUAUCGAAUAACCGGUUUGGAUUCAGAUAAUGUCAGGAGAUUAAUUCGGCAAAACAAUUACGUCAGUCUACUUAAGAAUGACGAGUUAUCAAAUGAAAUGAACAGUAGAAAGAUAUUUCAAGGUUUUCGAGAACAUAAAAUUACUUUCCCGCCAACAUAUAAAUUCGAUAUUAAUUAUCAGACAUAUGAUUCAAGUGAAAAAUAUCGUAUUCCUGCCUAUUGUGAUCGAAUUAUUUGGUUUGGUCGAGGUUGUACACCAAUUGUUUACAGAUCACAUCCAAAUUAUAUAUGCAGUGACCAUAAACCUAUAUCAGGUUAUUUUUUAGUUGAAAUAUAAUAGGUAUGUAUUUCAACGUUAACAUUUUAAAAAAAACAAAACUGUUUUGCAGUGAGUUGUUGUUUCUUUUU
This is a messenger RNA of Schistosoma margrebowiei, 3760 nucleotides long. Lineage: Eukaryota; Metazoa; Platyhelminthes; Trematoda; Strigeidida; Schistosomatidae. The record is from the annotation of a GenBank genome assembly.